ACGGUUGCUGAGCGGGUCUGGGAUCCCAGUCGCCGCGCCUUCCGCCUGACUGCCCCUAGUCCUUCUUUCGGAUCCCGAGCGACCUAACCUGAGCCCGCGUGCGACGGACUAAGAGAAUUCCCUGAGCUGGUGUUAGGUGCCACAGUCACUGGGAAUCUCACCAGGAAGGGACGGACAGAGCUAGGGGCCAGCGAGAUGGCGGACGAGUCCUUAGCUGGACUGGAUGAAGGAGCCCUGCGGAAGCUGUUGGAGGUCACAGCGGAUCUGGCAGAGCGGCGGCGCAUCCGCUCAGCCAUCCGGGAGUUGCAGCGACAGGAGCUGGAGCGAGAGGAGGAAGCCCUGGCAUCCAAGCGCUUCCGUGCUGAGCGGCAGGACAACAAGGAGAACUGGCUGCACUCUCAGCAACGGGAGACCGAGCAGCGGGCUGCCCUGGCGCGGCUGGCGGGGCGGCUGGAGUCCAUGAGUGAUGUGGAGGAACUGACCUCACUGCUGCGAGGUGCCGGUGAGUAUGAGGAACGCAAGCUGAUCCGGGCCGCCAUCCGCCGAGUAAGGGCCCAGGAGAUUGAGGCUGCCACCUUGGCUGGAAGGUUGUGCAGUGGGCGUCCCAACAGUGGCUCAAGAGAGGACAGCAAGGGGCGGGUAGCACACAGGCUGGAACGGUGUGAGGUGCCGGAGCCAGAGGAACAGGAACAGCAGGCAGAGGUCCCAGAGCCAACCCCAACCCCUGAGGUCACCAGCCGGGAUGUGACCACAGUGACACUCCUGCUGCAGGCCCCACCAAGGAGCACAUCCAGCUUACCUGCCUCACCUGACAGCUCACCCACCACUGCUUCUCCUGAGCCUCCACUGGAGCCUGCCAAGACCCAGUGCCCUGCUGCCGAGGCUUUGGGCAGCCCCAAGCUACCCCGCAGCCCAACCAGGGCUGCCAGCCUUGAGCCCCAGGAGCCUCCAGCACGCCCCAGCACUGAGGGGCAGGAGGUCAACAAGCUCCUGCCUGGCCCCACAGAGCCCCCUGCUGCCCAAGACCCCACCAAAGGUCCCUCCAACACAAAGAGAGCAGACCUAGCUGGACCCCGUCCCUUCCAACGUUCCCUGUCCAUGCUCAGCCCCCGCCAGCCAGCCCAGAACCGAGAGCCCACCCCCCUUGCCAGUGGACCGUCCCCGUUCCAGCGGGCUGGCUCUGUACUGGAUCGCGUGCGCAAGUUUACAUCUGAUUCUCCUAUGGCUGCUGGGCUCCAGGACGGCGCACCCCAGGCAGUCCUAGGCCCCUCGACCCCUGCAAGGCUCCUGGGCCCCUCCUAUGUCAACAUCACCCCUGCCUCCUCCUCUGGCCACUCCUCACAGAGCUCCUGUGACACCUCUUCCCGGUUCAGCAAAGAGCAGCAAGGAACAGCCCGGCCCCUGGCCCAACUUCAGAGCUGUCCCCAGGAGGAGGGCCCCAGGGGGCGGGGCUUGGCUGCCAGGCCCCUUGAAAACGCAGCAGGGGGGGCCGCAGCCUGCUCAGAGGAGCCCAGUGCCCUGCUGCCCGUGGCUGUCAGCACUGCCGAGCCAGGGACCAAUAUGAAGACCACAUUCACCAUUGAGAUCAAGGAUGGCCGUGGCCAAGCCCCCACAGGCCGGGUGCUGCUGCCCACAGGCAACCAGAGGGCAGAACUGAUGCUGGGGCUGCGGGCACCCCCCACCCUUCUCAGCACCAACAGUGGGGGCAAGAGCACCAUCACCCAUAUCAGCGGCUCUGGAACACCGGCCCGGCUGGGCAGUGUUACUCACAUUACCAGCUUCAGCCAUGCCUCCCCUAGUGGCCGAGGAGGCUGCAGCAUUAAGAUGGAACCAGAGCCAGCCGAGUCCCCCUCUGCAGCAGUGAAAGUGGCCAAUGGCACUGAGCAGACCCGGGUGGACAAAGCACCAGAGAGGCAGAGCCCACUGAGUGCCGAGGAGCUGAUGGCCAUUGAGGAUGAGAGCAUCCUGGACAAGAUGCUGGAUCAGACUACAGCCUUCGAGGAGCGGAAGCUCAUUCGGGCUGCACUACGUGAGCUACGACAAAGGAAGAGAGACCAGCGGGAAAAGGAACGGGAACGGCGGCUGCAAGAGGCACGGGCUCGGCCAGGGGAGGGCCGUGGCAACAUGGCCACCGAGACCACCACGCGACACAGCCAGCGGGCAGCCGACGGCUCAGCUGUCAGCACUGUCACCAAGACUGAGCGGCUCGUCCAUUCCAAUGAUGGCACAAGGACGGCCCGCACCACUACAGUGGAAUCAAGUUUCGUGAGGCGCUCGGAGAAUGGUAGUGGCAGCACCAUGGUACAAACCAAGACCUUCUCCUCAUCAUCAUCCAAGAAGAUGGGCAGUAUCUUCGACCGCGAGGACGAAGCCAGCCCACGGGCUGGCAGCCUGGCGGCGCUGGAGAAACGCCAGGCAGAAAAGAAGAAAGAGCUGAUGAAGGCGCAGAGCCUGCCCAAGACCUCGGCCUCCCAGGCACGCAAGGCCAUGAUUGAGAAGUUGGAAAAGGAGGGCGCGGCUGGCAGCCCUGGCGGACCCCGCACAGCAGUGCAGCGCUCCACCAGCUUCGGGGUCCCCAAUGCCAACAGCAUCAAGCAGAUGUUGCUGGACUGGUGCCGUGCCAAGACACGUGGCUACGAGCAUGUGGACAUCCAGAACUUCUCCUCAAGUUGGAGUGAUGGGAUGGCCUUUUGUGCCCUGGUGCACAACUUUUUCCCUGAGGCCUUCGACUAUGGGCAGCUCAGCCCACAGAACCGGCGCCAGAACUUCGAGGUGGCCUUCUCAUCUGCUGAGACCCAUGCGGACUGCCCGCAGCUCCUGGACACAGAGGACAUGGUGCGGCUUCGAGAGCCUGACUGGAAGUGCGUGUACACGUACAUCCAGGAGUUCUACCGCUGUCUGGUCCAGAAGGGGCUGGUAAAAACCAAAAAGUCCUAACCCCUGCUCGGGACCCCACGGAUGCUGGUGGACUGCGUGCCCCUGGUGGAGGUGGAGGACAUGAUGAUCAUGGGCAAGAAGCCCGACCCCAAGUGCGUCUUCACCUAUGUGCAGUCGCUCUACAACCACCUGCGGCGCCAUGAGCUGCGCCUGCGCGGGAAGAAUGUCUAGUUUCCCCCGCCCGCAUAGCCCGCCUGCAGCAACUGCCCCCACCAUCCAGGCACCCUCCUCUCCCUGUGCGCUUGACCACCGCUGCCCUGUCUGUCGCAACACCCUCCCUCGCACACACACGCAGUUUUGAUAAAUUAUUGGUUUUCAACGAC
Hipposideros armiger (great roundleaf bat) is the source of this 3260-nucleotide messenger RNA. RefSeq names its product smoothelin (gene SMTN). The transcript is spliced from 21 exons. Gene Ontology annotation, molecular function: protein binding. NCBI's taxonomy places the organism in Eukaryota, Metazoa, Chordata, Mammalia, Chiroptera, Hipposideridae. The coding region runs from base 196 to 2937 and encodes 913 amino acids. The record is from RefSeq and is a predicted model, not a curated record.